This is a messenger RNA of Rattus norvegicus (Norway rat), 1818 nucleotides long. The record is from RefSeq and is a predicted model, not a curated record. Lineage: Eukaryota; Metazoa; Chordata; Mammalia; Rodentia; Muridae.
AUGGAGGCCUCGGCCGAUUCCUCUGAGGCCUCCGCCGCCUGCCGCUUCUUCCUAGAGGGCCGCUGUCGCUUUGGUGCGCGCUGCCGUCAGCCACAUCCCGGGGCCCCGGCGCCGUCCCCCGAGGUUGCGCAGCCUGAGGCCCGGUCUAAGAAGCCUGCUCUGCGUACUGCUGCUGACGUCAUCCGGCGUAUCCGCUGGGACCCGCGCCUGGAUCCCGCUGACUUUUCUGUGGGCUACACUGACCGCUUCCUGGGUGUGCAGGAAGAGCCAUUCUGUGCCUUUUGCUGGGACGAGCCGCUAGCAGCGCUCGGACCCGGCGUUUUGGCGGUGCCGCAGCACCGCAUUCGCUACUUCCGCUUCCGCGGCCGCCUGGUGUGGGACCGUGCCUCCCGUACUGACCUUAUUUUUGGCUCGGGCUCUGUGGCUGGACGGGGACCCACCAUCCUCGAUGCGCUGGACGACCGGGACGAGCAUUGGAGAGAGGUUAAGGCAGAAAUUCCGGACACAGAGAAAACAGGGGUGGGUUUCGAGGAUCUGGACACCCAGGGUGCCCCUGAGGAAGGGGGUGGAAACCCGACCACGACUGGGCUUGAUACGGGCCUAGAGACACAGGAAGAGGGUGGGGCAAUCAAAGAGACCAGAACUGGGCUUGAUUCGGGCCUAGAGACACCCGAAGAAGGUGGGACAAUCAAAGAGGCCAGAACUGAGCUUGAUUCCAGCCUGGAGACACCGGAAGUAGAUGGGCCAACCAAAGAGACUGUACUGAAUGGGACCACUGAGUUAGAAACACCAGACCCAAGCAUAUGCUGCUCAGGAGUAAAGGAGAUCUCUGUACAAGUGCCCAAAGCCACAGUGCUUUCACAGUGGCAGGUGCAGGUCUUGGAAACUUCAGGUCUUUCUGCAGACGAGAUGGAAAGUGUGUGGGAUCCAGGUGCUUGGCCUGAUGACAGAAGGGCCCCUCGCAAACCCCGGCCUACACAUUUUGUGGCACUGAUGGUGACAGAGCCUGGGCUUAGGGCUGAGGUGGUCAAGGCCCAAGAGCAUCUGGUCCGGAUUGCCCCUUAUUGUGCCGAGUUCCUGGUACCAGCACAGGCCCUGCACCUGACAGUGGUCUUGCUAAGGAUAACAGGCCCUGGGGAGGAGGCUGCAGCGGUUAGAGCUCUUCGGAGAGCCAUCUUGAAACCAGGGCUUCAGGCACCCUCCGAGUUACAGUUCCGGGACUUGAUUCUUCUGGGCCAUCAUGUGCUCUGUGCCACACCUUCCCCAACACUGGCAAGCAUGGUCCAAACACUGAAUCAGAGGCUAGAGGCCGAAGGGCUUAGAGUGGUGCAGCUGCCAGAACUACAACCACACCUCACGCUGGCUAAGGUACCACAUGGAACCCAGGUCUGCCUCCCCAAGCCUGAGUAUAUCCUGAAUGAGGAGCUAGGAAGGCAGCCCCUAGAGAAACUCUGGCUGUGCAGAAUGGGCAGAGCAGGGCAGAGCUACCUGCCCCUGGCUCAAAUUCCCCUGAACUGACCAAGGUUUCAAAUUUCAGAAAAGAAACAGGUUCUCACUCUCUCUCUCUUUAAUUUUGGUUUCAAGCUUCCAAAAUGUACUGUACUCAAUGCUCAAGGAGAAUGAAGGAAGGGGAGGGGAGAGGUAGGGAGGGGAGGCAGGGAGGCAUCUGGAAAAAAAGCAGCCUGACAGUCCAGCUGUUUGCAACCUCAUAGCACAUCCUCCAGUUACAUGGCAGAAGGGGGGGGGGGGCAAAAAGAAAAGGGGAGAAGGAAGAAAAGUAACUUAAAUAAACACACACACAGAGAAAAGAGAAGGAAA